Besnoitia besnoiti is the source of this 5181-nucleotide messenger RNA. RefSeq lists its product as uncharacterized. Gene Ontology annotation, biological process: cilium assembly. The transcript has 24 exons. Gene Ontology annotation, cellular component: axoneme. Bases 1 to 5181 code for a protein of 1726 amino acids. The record is from RefSeq and is a predicted model, not a curated record. Lineage: Eukaryota; Apicomplexa; Conoidasida; Eucoccidiorida; Sarcocystidae.
AUGGAGGCGAUAGGGUGCGAGGCGGGGAUCGUCGUUGCCGACGUCAUUUGGUUUCCUCUGCUCCUGAAGAAGAAGGAGAGCCUGUGCUGCUGCGUGGCCUCGGCCUCGGUGAACUUUGUGUUUCAGUUCGCCGAAGAAAACAACGCGACGACUGCCAAGCUCCUAUGGACAUUUCGCACGCUGUCGCCCGUUACCUGUCUGCUCUGCGCCGACGCGUCCCUCGUCACGUUUCACAAAGACCUCUCCGUCCUCUUCUUGGCCUUCAACGAGGAAUUCAACGCCCUUCUCAAUCAGACAGGGUUUCUCCAAGCUGAAAAAACUGAUCCUCUCAUGCCGUCGCAGUCUGCGCUUCGCGCGCUGACCUGUCAAGCGGUUGACAGCCGCAUCCGCCAUCCUCUCCUCGCUGCGGAGGCUCCCUGCCAGGCGGUCACCUCGAUGCUGUUUCUGGUGAAGACCAAAGGGGCUCUUGACCUGGCCGCGAGAGAAAACGCCACAGACUCAAGCACCGCUUUGCAAGCUGAAUCUAGCCAGCUACCAACUGAUCUGCAGGGAGCAGCCAGCCAACGGGCUUCUACGCUGAGUCUGCAGGAAGGCGAGGAUGAACUCGAUGGCGAGGACGCAGAAACUGUGAAUCUGGAAACCGAGCUCGUGGGGAUCGUCGCGGCUCGCCCUGUUGCUGGGCUGGUGCUCGAGGCGCUUCAGACCUCCGCGGAGACAUACGAGAUUCGCAUCGUGACGGCGACGCGCACGGGGGUCGUCAGAUCAUGCACCGUGCAGGUCCCUGCCACCUCCGGGCUGCCCGCGGCGCCCUCGACGACUCGCUGCGUCCUCGUGUCUCACUUACAGCUUCCCUCGAGCCUGAGCUGCCUCGCGUCGGGUCGGCAUCCAGCCCUGGGCACGGUGAUUCUCUGCGGAAGUGAGAACGGCGUCCUGCGGUGGCUGGACCUCGACGCGACGAGCCUCGUGAAGGAGAUCAGGGUCGCCACGGACCCCGUUAUAGCUCUUCUGGCUUGUCCAGAGCCCCAGGAGGCUGCGGAGGCGUCGCUGCUCUGGGCGGCGCUCUGCGGCGAGGGUACCCUCGUCUUCCUGCGUGCGGCAGACCCGCGAACUCUCUGCUCAGGAGGCGCAAGAGACCUGUUGCCUCUCGGCAUCGUGUCUCUCGCCGCAGCGCUGGAAGGCGAACAAAAGGACGCAGGCGCCGAGGAGGCGGCAGGGAGACGCUUGUAUUCAGAGGCGGCGAAGCGGCAUGUGGGCAAGCGACUGCUUCUCACUCGCUCGCUCGGCUGGAUGCAGCACGCGAGCCUUCUCAACGCGGAGCCGCCGCCAGGCUCCGCCGCUGGAUGGAUUGUUUCGUGCGGAAGCGUAUUGAGGGCAGAGGCCGAGGAGGCGCCACUGAAUGCACUAUUUUUCAUCUGUGCCCCCCCCGCCGCCUUCCUGCCGCACAACGCAGAUCUCGCAGAAGUUUGUCCGCUCAGGGCUGUAAGACUCGCCUGCGUGCCCUCCGCUCUCUGCGUCGUCGGCAAGGCGCUCUUCGUGGCGACGGCCGCGGGCGAACUCUUGGGAUUUUCUGGCGCCCAGUUUGUCUCGGAGUUGAGUCACCCGCGUCGCGGCACUUCUCGUCCCCUCGCAGACAAGCCCCCCGCCGCGCCACUGUUUUUAGUCCGUGUAGCCUCGUCGCCUCUCCGCACGCUGGCGGUCGCGACUCCUCCCUCGUCGUCGGCAUCGCGGCGUUCUUCUCAUCCCGAUUCCGCAUCCGCGGUCGCUAUUGCUACCUCGAUGGAUGGAAGCGUCUACGGGGUCCAGCUGCCGCUUCUGAGGCCGAGAAAGGCCGCGCAGUUCGAGGAGUCUCUUUCCGUCGCGGAACCCGUAGCUGGCGAGGGCGAUGCGCCCCGGCCGUCGCGGCCGUCUUCCUCAGAGACGGAGUCUCGACACGCGCUUCCGCAAGUCUGCUGCAGAGUCCUCUGGUGCCGCGCGUCUCGCGCCUGUCUUCCGGAAUCUCUCACUGCUGCCGUAGGAGCGGCGCUCCCUGCUUCUGAACGCAACGCCGAGGCGGUUGUUUUCGUGGCAAGCGCCGGCGACGACGGGCUCCUCCUUUGGCGCGAGCGAGGAGGCGGCGGGGCGUCUGAAACACACGCAGAGACAGAGCCGCCUUCCGGCGCUGAGGCCGCGCAGCGGACACGCGGGCGACAAGGCGGCAUUAGCUUCCAGUCGCAGAUCGCAGCGACGGUUGAAUACUCGAGCGAUGUCGGUGCGGCGCCCGCGGGGGAUGAUGUGGUGAAACGGCCGCGGACUUUAGGCACUCCAGAUGCUUCUCUGGAGGUCUCGAAGCCUGUGAAAUUGCCAGCCGCCUGGGAGGAGCUAUGGGCCUGCGGCAGGAAUGAGAGAUUGGCGAGGGAAGUUCAACGCGACAAAGAAGCUUUGCAAAGCGAGAUGCAGAGUCUGCGUAAGGCGCUGAGGAAGCUGAUUGAAGAGAACGAGGUGCGUGGAAGCGCAGAGGCCGUCCCACGCGAGGCGUUCUGUCUGGAUGCGGACGCCCGUCGGCGAAUCCAAGAGACGCUAGAGGCUGACCUCGAGCGCUUUCAGAAGGAGACCGAGCUGCAACGGCUAGUUUGCAGCGCCCUCCGCGAGCGCUUGACUGAAAAAAUUUGGAAAAAGAUGCGAAGACCGGGGCGGGCCCUGGCGGCGAUCGCAGAUGCUGACAGUGCCGUGGAAUUCGUCAGAGACUAUCCCUUGCAGGCGACAGAUGCGACCCGACUGGACGAAAAGCUUGUCUUUCUGAGGAAACUGGAAAAGAGAGAGGAGGAGUGGCUUCGCCGCGCGGCGGCCGAGGACCGUGCGCUCAUGCGGCUGCGGUUCGACGAUGCGGUCGCAACUGCGUCCACGCAAAACCUCGAGGAAGAAUACAUCACGCACGCCAGGGCAGGCGACGGUGAGCAGGCGCCGCUAGUCGCGGCGGGGGUGCGCGGCGCCGAGGGAGACUCUCUCGCUCGGUGCGGGGGCUGGCUGGCGAGCGCGGAGAAGACCUUCGCGCGCGUUACGAGCUUGCGUCGUUUGCUCUAUCCGCCGCUGGAGGUUCUCUCGACGUCGCGCCGCCGAAUUCAAAGCUGCUUGCUCAACCGAGUCGCUGGCGCGUUGCGCGAGGCCUUCAACGCGUUGUUCGACGCUGCCGUGAGCGACAAGCGAAGAACUGUUGAGCAAAUCAACCAGAAAGUGAAGCAGGCGCACGCAGUUGCGGAGGAACUCAAAUGCGACCCCGGCGUCUCGUUCUACGCGGCUCCCAGCUGUGAAGACCCAGAGGCGAUUCUCAAGGUCUCCGCGGAGGAAGUGCGCGCGGAGUUGGGCUACCUGCCCUCUUGGUUUUCUCUCGAGGCGCAAGAAGAGGAAGCCGAGCAGAGAGAGAGCGUCGUGGACGAGGCCGCCGCGCGAGCCCUGCAGCAGAUGAUGGGCGGGCGUCUUCAGAACAAAACGGACACGAGCACACUCGAAAUGCAAAUCGAAAAAGAGAGGUGGAUGAGCAGCGUCAAGCCGGAGGAGAUGACUGAAGCCCAGAAGAAGGCGGUUGCCGACUACGAAGAGAAAGUGGCGCAGAUUCAGGCCCUGCAGGACGCACACAGAAAGAAGCUCGAGGCAGACCUCCAUCGGCUGAAAGAGGAGAUCCGCGAGCUGAAGCAGACGUUCGGCGUGCGGUUUCAGGAGCUUCAGGCGAAACAGAGACAAUUCGACGCCGAGAUCUUGAAGCAGGAGCUCUACAGCAUGCGGAUGGCAACCUGGAUAAACUCGAGCUCAGAUCGAGCAGAGUCGCUGGAACGUCUCUUGCGGCGCCUGCAUCUGCACUCGCGGCAGUCCACCAAGACGCGCAAGGCGCUCGCGGAAGCCGCCGCGAAAUGCCAAGCCCUAGAGAAGCAGCAGCACGAGCUUCUGCAAGAAGGAAAAGAAACUGUUGCGGCGCUGCGGGCCUCUCUGCUCCAGGCGCAGCUUCCGCCAGAGACCUACAGCGCCUUCAUGGCGAUUUUCAGACAGAGACGGAUGCUAUCUGAGUUGCCUUCGUCGGCGUUGAGUAGGACGUCUGCCUCGGGAGACGUGACGCCGCGGAGUGCAGCGGAGCGCGAAUCGCUCCAUGGCGCUGAGGCGGCCUCUGACGCGCUGGACGUCAAGUGUCCCGAGGGAGGUCCUGAGUCGGUGUUUAGGAACGUCCUCCAAGCGCGCCAAGAGAAGAGCAACGCAGAGAGCCGCUUAGCCGCCACGGUCGCUGCAUUCGACGAGCGGCGGCGCUACAUGAGCUACUUGCAACAGAAACAGGAACGGGAGUCGCUGGUUGAAGCAGCCCUAGUUGAGAGAAUCGCAGAGGAGCGGCAGGCACUCGAGAUCCUCGAGCUCGACGUGAAGCUCCUGAUGGAGCUGAAGCAGGGCCACGUGGAAGUGACUUCAGGGACUCCAGUGACGACGUAUGAAGACGCAUGCGUUGUCCAUAAGGAAGCCAUUGAUCGCUGCAACAACGCAAUUCUCGCCAUAGGAAAACAAAAGAUCCAUACCCUUGAGAUGAUCAAGGCGUUCCGCAGAAAAAUCGUUUUGCUCGACUGGGAGAAGCGUGUCCUCGAUGCGGAGGCACGCGACGUGGAAGAGCGGACGAGGGAUGUGCAUAUGCUGAGAAUCACGAAAGCAAUCCAGAAGUACCUGACAUCUGCGGCUCAGCAGCGCGGGAAGAGGCUGCAGGACGAGAAGGAGAAAAACCCGAAAAAGAAGACUUCGGCAAAGUUCGCGACACCCGACGCCUCACGGGCUGAGCUGCCUCUUGUUCCGCCGCCCCCCGCGCCAGACGCCACGCAACGCAACUCUCCGCUUGAUAUUCUGGAUAAGAAGAUACGCGAGUUGCAGAAGGAAAUCAAGAGAAAGGCAUCUGAAAAUGCUAGCCUCGAGCAAACCGCGAAGGAGCUUCAGCAACGCGCCCUCAGCAAGAAGCUGAAGCUUACGAGAGAGACUCUCAUUCCUCGGACUAAAGAAGGCAGUCCUGACGAAGGUGCGUCGGAAAUCCCUCAGCGAAAUUCUCAGUUUUGCGGCCUGCAGUAUGUACGCCGGCUUGAGAAUGCCGCCCGGCGUUACACAGACGAGAUCGAAGAGCUCCGCGACGAGCUUAAGAGACUUCGAGCGCGCACGAUUCCCAUGUUUGAAGUGGAAAAGUAG